CUCACCUCUCUGAGGCAGCUACACCCUGCUUUCCCGGCCAUGCGGUGGCUGUGGCCCCUGGCUGUCUCUCUUGCUGUAGCGUUGGCUGUGGGGCUGACUGGGGUCUCUGGGGCUGCCAACUCAUCUUUGGGUGGGCAUAGAGCGAAGGUCCAGGAGCAGCAGAGUCGACCCCGAAGAGGCACCAAGGACGAGGGGCCCAAGGAGGUACAACACUAUGUACCUGAGGAGUGGGCUGAGUACCCCAGGCCCAUCCAUCCUGCUGGCUUGCAGCCCACCAAGACUUUGGUGGCCACUAGCCCCAACCCAGACAAGGAUGGGGCCACCCCAGAUAGUGGACAAGAGCUGAGGGCCAACUUGACCGGGACACCAAGUCAGAGGCUGCAGAUUCAGAACCCCUUGUAUCCGGUGACUGAGAGCUCCUACAGUGCCUACGCUGUCAUGCUCCUGGCUCUGGUGGUGUUUGCUGUGGGUAUCGUAGGCAAUCUGUCUGUCAUGUGUAUUGUGUGGCACAGCUACUAUCUGAAGAGUGCAUGGAACUCCAUCCUCGCCAGCCUGGCUCUCUGGGAUUUCCUGGUCCUCUUCUUCUGCCUCCCCAUUGUCAUCUUCAACGAGAUCACCAAGCAGAGGCUCCUGGGGGAUGUUUCUUGCCGGGCUGUGCCCUUCAUGGAGGUCUCCUCCCUGGGAGUCACAACCUUUAGCCUCUGUGCUCUGGGCAUAGACCGCUUCCACGUGGCCACCAGCACCCUGCCGAAGGUGAGGCCCAUUGAGCGAUGCCAAUCAAUCCUGGCUAAACUGGCUGUCAUCUGGGUGGGCUCCAUGAUGCUGGCUGUGCCUGAACUCCUGCUGUGGCAGCUGGCACAAGAGCCUGCUCCCACCAUGGGGACAGUGGACUCGUGUAUCAUGAAACCUUCAGCCAACCUACCCGAGUCCAUCUACUCGCUGGUGAUGACCUACCAGAAUGCUCGCAUGUGGUGGUACUUUGGCUGCUACUUCUGUCUGCCCAUCCUCUUCACCGUCACCUGCCAGCUGGUGACAUGGCGGGUGCGGGGCCCGCCGGGCAGGAAGCCCGAGUGUAGGGCAGGCAAGCACGAGCAGUGUGAGAGCCAGCUCAACAGCACUGUGGUGGGCCUGACCGUGGUCUAUGCCUUUUGUACACUCCCUGAGAACGUCUGCAAUAUCGUGGUGGCCUACCUCUCCACCGAGCUCACCCGGCAGACCCUGGACCUCCUGGGCCUCAUCAACCAGUUCUCCGCCUUCUUCAAGGGCGCCAUCACCCCCGUGCUCCUCCUGUGUAUCUGCAGGCCCCUGGGCCAGGCCUUCCUGGAUUGCUGCUGUUGCUGCUGCUGUGAGGAGUGCGGCGGGGCCUCAGACUCUUCGGCAACAGGCGGUGCGGACAGCAAGCUUAAGACCGAAGUGUCCUCCUCCAUUUACUUCCAUAAGCCCAGGGAGUCACCCCCACUCCUGCCCCUGGGCACACCUUGCUGAGUCUAGGGGGGCAUGGGAGUAGGUGGGGAGGGGUGCCAUCCCACUCAAGACGGUCUGCUGGUUCUUUCUUACAGGUCUCACUUUGACUUCUCAUCCUGCUGUGUAGAGAUGGACUUGGCUCACUGAGUCAAAGUUGGGCUUGCCAAAGCCCUAUGGGAAGACAGUGCCAAUCUUAAUGCUCUGAGGGACCUGUCAGCCUUGUCCCUCCCACUUGUAGGUGGAGAUCUCUCCAGGUCAUUAGAGCUGCCUAGAAUCUCAAUCUGGCCAUCUUCAAGCCUGGGCUUAGCCCUUGGCCCGCCCUCCCUUUGAUCUUGGAACCCAUCCGACUAUAGGUUGGCUGAGCCCCUCCCCAAACAUCACUUCUCUACUCCCACUAGGCCCCAUCCUGGACCAGGGGCCGCUUGAGGGCCAACCUAAGCAGGUUCGGCACCCCGUCCUCUAAAGAGGGUCUGUUUUAGCCCCCAGUCUUCCCAGAGGAUCCUCUCACUCCUGUUCUCCAUUCUGUGAGGCGCCUGGCACAUCUCAUGUCAUAUAGCCCCGCCUCCUGUUAGGCGCUUUCCUGUAGAAGGCCAUUCUGGAAAAACAAUAAAGUAGGUACCACAGCCCUGUGCCCAGUGAGCUUCCUUGUCCAUGAGAGACAGAACCUAGACAGGUAGACAGGCUUUUCCUAACCGGGCAGUCUCCUUGGCCUGGGCCUGUAUUUGUUGUCCUGCCUUGGGGACAGAGAGGAGGGAAGGUGUCAGGAAUUGGGGGGCUAAACCCUUAUCUAGAGCGAAACCCAGCUGCCCCUGGGAAGUCAGCCCGCUCUCUGGAGUCCCUGCGUCGCUCAGUUUGCCCUCUCCACAAAGCCCCCAUUUGAGGGAAUCCAGGGGCUUUCCUUUCGUGGGCCACAGAGCUUCUCAGCCUCCCUCCCUCUAACAGUUGCUCUUGUUCAGUUUCUUAGA
Molecule: messenger RNA, 2429 nt
Organism: Alexandromys fortis (reed vole)
Lineage: Eukaryota; Metazoa; Chordata; Mammalia; Rodentia; Cricetidae
Gene: Gpr37l1
Product: G protein-coupled receptor 37 like 1
Exons: 2
Coding region: 40-1485 (481 amino acids)
Biological process (GO): adenylate cyclase-inhibiting G protein-coupled receptor signaling pathway; positive regulation of MAPK cascade
Cellular component (GO): plasma membrane; signaling receptor complex
Molecular function (GO): G protein-coupled peptide receptor activity
Source: RefSeq, a predicted model, not a curated record